UCUAUACACCCCUGUCACUGUGCGCAUCCUUAUAACUCUCGCAUGCACACUGCGACCAAGGCAGUGCGACUGCUUAGCAAGAAAUCGACACAUCUAAAACACUUUUAAAAAGGUUAAAAGUUGCUGUAAAAUAUACAACAGCUGUACCUAAUCAUAACUUCAACAUCGACAACCCGAUACAAUGGAGAGUGUACAGAACGUAGAGCAAUGGCGUGAGGACAAUAAGGAGCUUUUUGUCCCGCCCGUGUGCAAUAAGCUCAUGCACAAGAAGCAGCUCAGCAUCAUGUUUGUGGGCGGCCCUAAUACCCGCACAGACUUCCAUCUGGACGAGAGCAGCGAGUUCUUCUAUCAGGUGAAAGGCAAUAUGGAGCUGCCGACAAUCCAGAAUGGCCAGCGCAAAGUGGUGCGCAUCAACGAGGGCCAAGUGUUUCUGCUGAAGUCGCGCGUGCCCCAUUCACCCCAACGCCCUGAGACUGGGUCGUUUGGGCUGGUGGUUGAGCGAUCCAGGGAGGAUGAUGAGAUGGAUGGCCUGAGAUGGUACACAGACUUUGAAAAAUGCGAUGAGAUCCUCUGGGAACGGUACUUUCACUGCGGCGACUUGGGCCGUGACCUUGUGCCGGUGGUGAACGACUAUACACAGAGCGAGCAGUGUCGGACAGGUAAGCCGAAUGCGGAGAGUAUAGUGAGCAACCCGCCGCUGAAACAAGACUUCACCACAGAACUGCCCGAUCCAUUCAUGCUGUCCGAUUGGUUGGAGGAGCACAAGGCGGAAUUGGCAAAGGGAGCGUCGUUGAACCUCUUCCCCAACCAUCCAGACAAAGAGGGUAACGUACGUGUAGAGGGGGGGCAGGCGGAGUUCACACGCGAGGCUGUGGACUAUGAGACGUGGGUGUACCAGCUCAAGGGAGAGGUCACAGUGGUUCUAGAUGGUCAAGACACCACCAUCCUCGCAGAGGGCGAGUGCGGGGUCAUCCCCAGCGGGAAGCAGCCCACGUACAAACGACCCGAGGGAUCGAUUGGCCUGACUGUCCAGCUCAACCCCAAGGGAAACAAAUAAAGCCACCUCUGUGCACACCCUUAAAACCACUUCUAACCUGAGAUGUUCAGAGACCUUGCAUACGACAUUGUGGGCAAGGACUACAAUCGACCACGCCGUAAUUUCAUGGUGAUAGCUUAAUACACGACGGAAAGCUGACCGGCACAGUUCCAAGCGACCUUUUUCUCAUAGUUACGCAAGAGUGUAGUCGUGCUGUGUACCUUCCGACAAGAAUGACAAGGUUUCUUCGUAUCACUGGACAUCUAUUCAUCUUGCCCCUUGAGAUAUAGACAAAGUCAAUCGAUGUAUUGCCGAUUGGGAGAAUGCACCGUGCUCUUAUGUUUCGCCUCUCAGAACCAUUUAUGUUCAUCUCACGAAUAGCGUGUUAUCCAAUUGCAAGCCAAUGAAUGGUAGAGAAACAGCAUGCAACUGUUUGUGCUUGUGUAACAGGUUAAUAAAAUUAAGAACAUAUACAAAGA
Messenger RNA from Sphaeroforma arctica JP610, 1515 nucleotides. RefSeq lists its product as hypothetical. Gene Ontology annotation, cellular component: cytoplasm. Bases 182 to 1057 code for a protein of 291 amino acids. The record is from RefSeq and is a predicted model, not a curated record. Gene Ontology annotation, biological process: quinolinate metabolic process; 'de novo' NAD+ biosynthetic process from L-tryptophan. Lineage: Eukaryota; Ichthyosporea; Ichthyophonida. Gene Ontology annotation, molecular function: 3-hydroxyanthranilate 3,4-dioxygenase activity; iron ion binding. The transcript has 8 exons.